UUUUUCCACUCCACAUAACCACUGGUUUCUGGUUAGAAAACAUAAUCAAGAGAGAAAGGGAGAGGAGAGAGAGAGAGAGAGAGAGAGAGAGAGCGAUGAAGAUGGCAGCUGUGAACAUCUUAUCUCAGCCAUGGCCGCCCACAACAUCUCUCUAUGCUUCCAAUUCCAAUACUAAUUCUUUUUAUAUUUUAAAUAAUUAUAAUAAUAAUAAGUCCAACGCUAAUAAUAGUAAAUUACAUUCUUAUCGCUACUCAGCUGUCUCCUCACUCAAUGGACCAAACCCACCAUCCAAGCUCUCUCCAAUGCCCGCCCAAUUCUCCAAGUCUGGCUCAUGACUGGUCUUCACCUCUUUCUAUGUUCGGGAUUCUACUUGCAGGCAGUGGAUGUUCCUGGAUGCAAGACAAUUCCAUGCGUCACAACAAUUCUGCCGGCAGUGAUUGUGGGGAGGGUCCAUUGUAUUCUGUGUUUCCUACGAAGCCUGCAGUAGUUUCUUCUGUGCAGGACCUUUUUAAAUUUAUAUGCUCAGGUCCUUUGAUAGACAAAUUGGGUCUGACCCCAGAAGCAGUGGCGGAGUCCAUUGACAAGUGGUUGUCAUAUGGGUUGCACCUGUGCCGGCUGUUUCAGCUCAAUGAAUUAUAUCUGAACGAGCCUCAGAAAGUUAGGUUGUAUCACUACUAUAUUCCGGUAUUUUUUUGGUGUGAGGAUCAGAUUUCUCAGCACAGAUCUUUGUACAAAGCUGGAGAUGAUAUUCCACCCCUAGUGAUUGGUUUCAGUGCACCACAAGGUUGUGGAAAGACUACACUUGUCUUUGCUCUUGGUUAUCUUUUUAAAGUCACAGGCAGGAAGUCUGCCUCAAUAUCCAUUGAUGACUUUUAUUUGACAGCAGAGGGUCAGGCUAAACUAAGAGAAGAAAAUCCAGGAAAUGCACUUUUAGAGUUACGUGGAAAUGCAGGCAGUCACGAUCUUCCAUUCUCUGUUGAAGCAUUGUCUGCUCUAACUAAAUUAAGUAAACAAGGUAUGAAGAUGAAGCUACCCCGAUAUGAUAAGUCUGCUUACAGUGGAAAAGGCGACAGGGCUGAUCCUUCAACAUGGCCAGAGGUUGAAGGGCCACUUACAGUUGUUCUCUUUGAAGGUUGGAUGCUUGGCUUCAAACCCCUUCCCUUGGAAGUUGUCAAAGCAGUUGAUCCACAGCUAGAGACAGUAAAUAAAAAUCUUGAAGCGUAUUAUGAUGCAUGGUACAAGUUCAUUAAAGCAUGGAUAAUUAUCAAGAUCAAGGACCCGAGCUGUGUCUACCAGUGGCGUUUGCAGGCUGAGAUUGCCAUGAGAGAGGCAGGGAACCCGGGAAUGUCCGACGAUGAGGUAAAAGACUUUGUUUCGCGAUACUUGCCAGCAUACAAUGCCUACCUUCCCACCCUUUACUCCGAAGGACCAGAAGGGUCGGACUCAAAGCACCUCAUCGUCGUGGAAAUCGAUGAGGGAAGGAACCCUAUCCUUGGUAACUAGGUGAAAUAAUUUGAGAGAUGAGAUCCGUUGAAGCCCAAUUUUGAUUUAUUGGAGAUGUCAUUUGGUAUGGGUGCCUGGUAUUACAGAAGCAUCAUGUAAUGAAAAACAUUUCAAUGUAAAGAAAUAUUGUGUAAUUACAAUUCCCGCCAAUAUCCAUUUGGCAAAUUGGUAACAAAACUUGUAAAGGAUUUGCUGCUUGGUUGUUCAAAA
This is a messenger RNA of Malus domestica (apple), 1713 nucleotides long. RefSeq names its product D-glycerate 3-kinase, chloroplastic. Gene Ontology annotation, molecular function: glycerate kinase activity. The record is from RefSeq and is a predicted model, not a curated record. NCBI's taxonomy places the organism in Eukaryota, Viridiplantae, Streptophyta, Magnoliopsida, Rosales, Rosaceae. Gene Ontology annotation, cellular component: chloroplast; cytoplasm. Gene Ontology annotation, biological process: photorespiration.